Eruca vesicaria subsp. sativa (arugula) is the source of this 1098-nucleotide messenger RNA. The record is from the annotation of a GenBank genome assembly. NCBI's taxonomy places the organism in Eukaryota, Viridiplantae, Streptophyta, Magnoliopsida, Brassicales, Brassicaceae.
AUGACUCAGAAUUUAAUCCAUAGAAACAGAGGUCUCUGUUUUGUCUUAAUCAUCCUCUACGUUCUCGUAUUCUGCUUCCCUCGCAGGCUCUCCGCCAGAAAUCAACCGGAGGAAUAUACAACAAACGCAACUCAAACAAUCAAAGUCAGCAACGCCACGCGGCAUGAUUUCUCACGUCUAAUAGACGUCCAGCUAGGCAGCCACGUCAGCGGCGUAUCCGAGCUCAAAAGAUACCUCCACCGCUUCGGUUACGUCAAAGAUUACGGUACUGAUGGCUCCAAGAACUUCUCCGACGUGUUCGAUGGUCAUCUCCAGUCCGCAAUCUCUCUGUACCAGCAAAAUCUCGGUUUACCGAUAACCGGGAGACUCGACACGAGUACAGUCACUCUCAUGUCGUCACCGCGAUGUGGCGUUAGCGACACACACAUGAUCAACAACAACAGUCUACACACAACGGCGCGUUAUACGUACUUCGGUGAUGAGCCAAAGUGGAACAGCGACAGACUAACGUACGCCUUCUCGAAAACACACAAACUCGAUUACCUCACAUCCGACGAGGUCAAAGCGGCUUUCCGACGAGCGUUCGGGCACUGGGCGAGCGUGAUUCCUGUGAGUUUCGAGGAGGUUGAAGAUUACACGACGGCCAAUUUAAAGAUUGGAUUUUUCGUCGGCGAUCACGAUGACGAGCUGCCGUUUGACGGAGUCCUCGGGACUUUAGCACACGCCUUUGCGCCAAAGAACGGACAAGUCCACUUCGACGCGGCGGAGACAUGGGUCGUCAACGGAGACUUCGGAUCAAAGGUUGCAGUUGACUUGGAGUCGGUGGCGACUCACGAGAUUGGUCACUUGCUGGGAUUAGGACAUAGCUCGCACAAGUUAGCGGUUAUGUAUCCGACCAUCCGGCCAAGGACCAAGAAGGUUGACCUUGCGGUUGAUGACGUGGCAGGUAUACUCAAGUUAUAUGGGGCGAAUCCAAAAUUACGGUUGGAUUCACUGACGGAGCUGAAAGAUUCUUUAAACGGCGGCGUAUCAGGGAGAUUCUUGUCGGGGAAUGUUAUCGGUUAUGCUCUGUUGGUUGUUUUGAUUCUGUUACUAUAG